AUGGAGUCACCCAAAGUUAAGCUCAAUAAGGCGCCAACGGCUAUGUCGGCAGCUUUGUACCUUGUACUCGUUGAGAAAGCACAUUUUCGGGCUCGGUUGACAGCGGUGAAAUUAAUCCAUCCGAUGUUCUUACUUACUGCACCACCACCACCACCACCCACCACAGAGAGCAGAGCCUCAACUCCAAACCUUUGUCAGCCAACGUCUCUACUACUCCACCGUAACCGACCAACUGCAAGUGCUUGUGAGGGCUACCAACAACAACUUCCAUAUUUGUGCAGAGUAGAGUACUCUAAUUGGCGGAUAUUGUGCACCAUGGAGACUCCAAGGGCCGCCCUCACACCCGAAGCACAGCCGUUCGAAGCGAAGGUUUAUUUUAAUCCGCGAACCCCAAACCGAGGACUGGGCUGCAGAGUUCAAGCGCUACAUCUCGUCUAUAUCCCAGGUGGUUGGGAGUGUGAUUCUUCUGUAAUGCAUAAUGCUGAAGCAAGACUAAUACUACUCUGGCGUAGACCAGAGUAUCUACACCCAGCACCGAAGAACCUGCUUCUGAAAAGAUUUUAUUGGACAUGGAUAUGCAUACGGUAUAAUGGAGGGGGUGGACUCAAGGCUCCCGGUGUCCAGUUACACAUCACGAUAGCUUCCAUGCAGGAGCAGCAGUGUGCCUUGAUGGCAAGGAUACAGCAAUAUAGGGGCCCCAAGUAG
This is a messenger RNA of Morchella importuna, 705 nucleotides long. RefSeq lists its product as uncharacterized. The record is from RefSeq and is a predicted model, not a curated record. The transcript has 7 exons. Bases 1 to 705 code for a protein of 234 amino acids. Lineage: Eukaryota; Fungi; Ascomycota; Pezizomycetes; Pezizales; Morchellaceae.